AUUCAAAAGUCGACGACGACGACCACUACCAGAUCCAACUCAACGCUAGCGACGAUGGCAACGUUACGGCUCGGCUGCCGUGCGGCCGCAGCCCGGUCUCCAACGACUGCAAUCGCAUCCGCCUGCGCCCGCCCCACCAUUCCCCUCACCCUCCUCCGGAAUCCCCUCACACGGUGCUAUGCGACCGGCGUCGAAUUCGAAACCAAGCCCCGACUGCACAACCCUCACCCCACCCCGCGACCAACCAACAUAGCCUACUUCACCGGCAACCCGCGCUAUUACAACAGCCUCAUGCAGAUCAACGCGCUCAUGCGGAAAUACAACAUAUCACCCCAGGAACCACUGACGGCGUCCAAGCAACGGCCUCGAUGGAUGACGAUAAAGGAGAUGCAGGAGUUUCUGUCGUUUAAGAUAACGCAGGGUACUUAUGAUGAGUUCGUUAAGAAGUUGAAUCAGCUGUAUGAUAAGCAUGGAUAUGGGAGCGGAGCCCAACUGGACGUGAAGAAAGCACUAGAAUCGUUCGUGAAGCCCGGCGCAACCCUCACAGUGAGCACCAAGCGGUCAUCCGAGCUGGACGAUUUCGGACGGUCGUAUUCAUAUGGGUCUCGGAAGACGGCGAAGGCGCAGGUGUGGGUGGUGGAAGGAGAGGGGCAACUGUUUGUCAACGGCACAAAUUUUGCGGAGUACUUUGCGGAGGAUACGGAUCGGGAUGCGAUUUUACGGCCACUCGUGAUGGCGCACGCUCUGGGGAAAUACAAUGUGUGGGCGUUGGUGAAUGGUGGGGGACAAUCGGGGCAGGCGGCGGCGGUUGCUGUGGGAUUGGCUCGUGGCCUGGCUGUGCAUGAUCCUGUACUGAAGGAGACCUUUGACGAAGCCGGCCUUACAAGGAUCGACACAAGACAAGUCGAAAGGAAGAAGACGGGACAACCAAAGGCCAGGAAGAAGAACACCUGGGUCAAACGUUAAGUCUGGCCUCCAUGUGGCUCGAGCCCUUUGUAUUUAUAGAGAGUCGCGACGCCUCGACACCCCACUGUAACAUAUUACUGUAAUAUGCAUCAACAUGUUCGACC
Fimicolochytrium jonesii is the source of this 1070-nucleotide messenger RNA. Its product is annotated as ribosomal protein S9/S16-domain-containing protein. Bases 55 to 966 code for a protein of 303 amino acids. Gene Ontology annotation, molecular function: RNA binding; structural constituent of ribosome. Gene Ontology annotation, biological process: translation. The transcript has 4 exons. The record is from RefSeq and is a predicted model, not a curated record. Gene Ontology annotation, cellular component: mitochondrial small ribosomal subunit; ribosome. NCBI's taxonomy places the organism in Eukaryota, Fungi, Chytridiomycota, Chytridiomycetes, Spizellomycetales, Powellomycetaceae.